Messenger RNA from Gossypium arboreum, 1479 nucleotides. RefSeq names its product SNAP25 homologous protein SNAP33-like. The record is from RefSeq and is a predicted model, not a curated record. The transcript is spliced from 6 exons. NCBI's taxonomy places the organism in Eukaryota, Viridiplantae, Streptophyta, Magnoliopsida, Malvales, Malvaceae. Bases 269 to 1180 code for a protein of 303 amino acids. Gene Ontology annotation, cellular component: SNARE complex; plasma membrane. Gene Ontology annotation, molecular function: SNAP receptor activity.
AAUUUGCCCACUUUCUUACAAGUUUUCAAAUUUCUGGCUCUCGGCCGCGUUUCAUGCGUCUCCCCCUCUUUAAGAUUCCUCCAAAAAAAAAAAAUUGCACACACUCAAUAUUUUUUCCUUCUAGAUUUUCAUUUUUGUAGCUUUUGAACUUCAUUCUCUUAACUUGUUCAAGAUUUUUUCUGCAUUUACGUUUCUGCCGAUUAAAUAAAAUUUGACUUCUUCCUAUCAACUGCUUGUUCAAGUAGCACUUUUUUAACUCAUUAAAAGAAUGUCGGGUUUAAAGAGAUCUCCAUUGAAGACUGCGAAGCUCAAUUCUGUAGAUCCCAGGCGUAUUGCUCCUCAGACCAACCCUUUUGAUUCCGAUGAUGAAUUGGACAACAUGCAAACCCUUAAACCUACCAGAACAACUUCUUCUAAGCCUACCUUGAGUCCUAAUUUCAGGACCAAUCCGUUUGAUGAUGAUGAAGAGAAAGUAAACUCUUCUUCUUCCUCUUCGUAUUGGCAAACUUCAGCAUUGCAGAACAAGUAUAAGAAUGAUUUCCGUGACUGUGGAGGAAUUGAGAACCAACCAGUGCAAGAAUUGGAGAACUAUGCUGUCUACAAGGCUGAGGAGACUACAAAGACUGUCAAUAACUGUGUGAAGAUUGCAGAAGAAAUGAGAGAAGGUGCCACCAAGACUUUGAUUACCUUACAUCAGCAGGGUGAGCAAAUUACCAGGACACAUGAUGCGGCUGCUGGCAUCGACCAUGACCUUAGUAUGGGUGAGAAGCUUCUUGGAAGCCUUGGAGGUAUGUUCUCUAAAACUUGGAAGCCAAAGAAGACUCGUGCAAUCAUUGGCCCCCUUGUCACAAGAGAUGAUUCACAAAGAAGGGGUGCCCAUUUGGAACAAAGGGAGAAGCUUGGAUUGACUCCUGUUCCUCGUGGAGGUUCAAAGUCUCAAACACCUCCCCUGGAGCCCACAAAUACAUUUCAAAAAGUUGAGGUUGAAAAAUCAAAGCAAGAUGUUGCCCUCUCCGAUUUAAGUGAUCUACUAGGAGAACUGAAGGAUAUGGCCAUUGACAUGGGAUCUGAAAUUGAGAGGCAAAACAAAAAUCUGAAUGGUCUCCAAGAUGAUGUGGAUGAGUUAAAUUUCCGAGUCCGAGGUGCAAACCAACGUGCUCGUCGAUUACUUGGAAAGUAGAUCUUUGUUAUUGAAAAUCUCGAUUUUUGGACUUGCUUGUUCUUGCUUGCCAUCCUGUCAAAGCCUUCUGUCUAGCGUAAUUCCAUGCACACACAACUUGGGCUUUAAGACUGUCACCUGGUUUUUGUUUCUCACAGUCUAUUAAUACAAUCCAGCUCUCUGCUACUUAUUUGCUUUAUGAGUUUUCUCUAUGUUCCAUGACUUGGCAUUUUUGUCACUCGGAUUUUGAGGUGAGUGUUGGAUAUGGAUAUAUCUCUUUUCAUAAUAUAAUAUAUAUUUAAAGGGUAUUUGGAAGGUUA